Messenger RNA from Diachasmimorpha longicaudata, 1993 nucleotides. RefSeq lists its product as uncharacterized. Lineage: Eukaryota; Metazoa; Arthropoda; Insecta; Hymenoptera; Braconidae. The record is from RefSeq and is a predicted model, not a curated record. The transcript is spliced from 7 exons. Bases 281 to 1012 code for a protein of 243 amino acids.
UUCGUCAAAGUUAAAGAGUCAAAAUUAACUUAUUUAAUUUCAAUUGAUUUUCUAAUUGAUUACUUGAUUGAUUUAUUUACAAAUGUGGCUAAGCCUCGUAAAACAAAAAAAUGUGCACCAGAAAUAAAUCAAUAGUGCACUACACAAUCGUUCCGAGUGGUACCGUUAACCAAUAAAAAUAUUUUUUAUUCUUUUUUAUCAAGCGAUUAAGGACUUUACGCGCUCACUUGACUCGGAGUGUUAUUGAUUGGAUGCAAUCAUUAAAAAUUUGAAUAAAAAAAUGUCGAGACUCUUCGUGAAAGCGUCAAGCACCAUGAGCCCUCGAAUUGACAGCAAUUCAACAGGGGGAAGUGAAAAGUUCUCGUCCACCACAUCACUUCUACCCAUGGAUGUACCCCAGGAUCCAGAGUUUGUCAGGAUAUUGCAAGAGGACAAAAUCAAAGUUAUGAGGGCACGUACUGUUGCUCUUUUCAAUGAGAAUGUGUUCCUGAAAGCGCAGAUUCACCAGGAGGGCGCCAGAACAAAAGAACUGGAGGAGCGUCUAAUUACUAUGGAUAACAAACUCUCGAUGAAAACCGAAUCAUCGAAAAACAUUGAGGAUCGAAAAAGAAGAGGAAUUGACUUUGAAAAUUCAGGUACCAGGAUUUCAGGAAAUUUUUGUUCCUCUUGUUGCCAAAAAAUUCAGGAAAAUAAUACGGAGGAGCCAAUUGUUUUCAUUACAAAAACCGAAUUGAAUAAUAUGACAAAAGACAUGGAGGAACUACGCGAUGGUCUAUCAAGCCGUGAGAAAGCAUGGGAAGGGAUGAUGGAAAGGGAGCAGAGUUACUGUGCACAAUUGACACGUCUUUCACAAGAAGUAAUCACAAUUAAUCAACUCGCUGAAAAUCGUGCCAAUGAUCUGACGACUCUCGCCGGACUUCUUGAGGAGCGCGAUGGUGAUGUGAAGGCGGCGCAGAAAGAAAUACUGGGAUUGAAAAAAUUGGUAGCUAAAUACGAGAAACGUAAUAGUUGAGAGGCAUUUUGAGGGAGCAAAUAGACCGUUAGAAAGUUCAACAAAACUGCAAUUGUUAUAAUUACCAGAGAACAAGGAAAUUACAUUUAUUAUGAGAAUGAAUUUGCAGUUUCAAUUAAAAUUUAUAUAGUCUGUUUAUUGCCUUUAGUGUCGUCCAACAUAUGAUGUAAUUUUCUAUUUAAUUGAAUAAUUAAAUCUGUAGUUUUUGGUACUGAAAAAAUCACAAUUGAUUUGGAAGUCGAGGUGUCUGACAAAAUAUCAUCUCACAAUACCGACGAGUAUUUUGUGUUUAUUGGUCCACUCAUUCAUUAUGUCUCUAAAUUGAUUUGCGAUUUUUCUCAUUUGAUUUUAAUUUUUUAAAAGGAUUUUAGAGAUAUUUUUCAAAUAUUUAACGCUUUUGGAAACCAGAUUUCAGACGUUAUUUCUGAUUAUUUAUAUUUGGAACUGCUAACUCCCCCCGUAAUAAGAGUUAAUCAUCCGUUUUUCACAAAACAAUAAAUCUGGACCAGGAAAUAAAUAUAAUCUAUUUAAAAAAUGCUUGAAUUGUUUAUUAAUCCAUAUCAGUCACUUCUACUUUUACAAAGUUAAAAUAUUUUUAUUAAGAAGUAUUUUUGUAUUUUUCAUUUAUUAUUCAUAGCUAGUAACUUGUGAAUAAAUUAACAUUUAGCUUUUCAGUUGCAUUUAGCUUUUCAGUUGCAUUAAAAAUCUGAAAAAAGUCUUAAAAAUCAUCAAAAAAAUAUAAAUCACAUGAGAAGCGGUGCAAAUAAAUUUAAACAUCAAAAUGGGCGAUCAACUCGAUGAAGACCACCCCCUGCAGAGUCUCUACCGUAAUACCUUACUCAUAGAGCCCUGGAUGAAGCCAAAGUGGAAACUGCACCGCCAACGAUAAAUGAACGUGACCGUAAGUGGAUCGAGACUAUUGUGAGUGAAGUAUCGAGUCCCAUAGGUCGACCGAAGGCAAAAGGAAGCCAUUAUUCAACA